AUGACCAGCAUUGACAAUAAAGCAGGAAAAUUGUUGAAACAGGUGAGCAAGCUGGCGUCUCUAUAUAUAGCACAGUCUCGUAUAACCAGCGUUGACAAUCAAGCAGAGAAUCUCACUAAUUUCUUGGUGAACAGAUGGAGAAGUCUGGGUGAUUCUGGACAUUCUGCUGAAGACAUUCAAUCUCUGGAUGAAGGCAAAUCAGGAGAAGACGGUGAGGAGGAAAGCAAUAAUAAAUACAGAAAAGGAAAGACAAUGCACUGUACUCAGGAGAUCAGGCACUUUCUAAGAAGAGUUCACUUCCAAGAUCCCACGGGAGAAGAUAUCUAUUUUAAUAAGAAAGGAGAAAUGACCGCUUUCUACUACAUUAACAGUUAUGCAGUUUUACCUUAUAGAAACUAUUGGUUCAAGAAAGUGGCAUCUUUUAAUGCUUCAUCUACAGAAGAAAAGCAGCUUGUUUUCAACAACUUUUCCAUAUUUUGGAAACAUUGUCAGGUUCCGGUGUCUGUAUGUUCUUCAGAUUGUCUUUCAGGAUACAGAAGAGUUUUGAAGAAAGGGAACCAUCAGUGCUGCUUUGAAUGUGUACGGUGCGCCGAGGGAGAAAUAUCCAAUGACACAGACAAAACAUUAUGCAUGAAGUGCCCAGAAGACCACUGGCCAAAUUAUAAGUACCAGUGUGUGCCAAAACCAGUUGAAUUUCUGUCCUACGUGGAUGACCGCGCAGCUCUUACUGUCUGCAUUAUUUCUACGUUAUGUUUUCUUAAAACUUUGAUUAUCUUGGUCAUCUUUAUUUUAUUCCGGGACACUGCAAUCAUCAAAGCUAAUAAUCAAAAGUUCAGUUUUCUACUCUUGGUCUCCAUCAUGCUGAGUUUCCUCUGUGUACUGCUGUUUCUGGGACGUCCCGUACAUAUAACAUGCAUGCUUCGGCAGACCUCCUUUGGGAUCAUCUUCUCAGUAGCCAUCUCCUCCAUCCUGGCCAAGACUAUAAUGGUCUACUUGGCUUUCACAGCCACCAAACCUGGAAGCUCCUGGAAGAAAUUUAUUAGAGUGAAAAUUACCAACUGUGUGGUCUUUAUUUGUUCAUUUAUCCAAGUUCUAAUCAGUAUCAUUUGGCUAUGUAUAUCACCUCCAUUUCCAGAAAGAAACAGUUACACAUAUCUUGAUAAAAUUAUUAUACAAUGUAAUGAAGGCUCAAUAUUGGCAUUUUCCAUACUCCUGGGUUACAUGGGUCUUCUUGCAGCUGUGACUUUCAUUGCAGCUUUUCUGGCCAGAAUUUUACCAGAUAGUUUCAAUGAAGCCAAAUACAUCACUUUCAGCAUGCUGGUGUUCUGCAGUGUCUGGGUGACUUUUAUCCCGGCGUAUAUGAGUGUCACUGGGAAAAGCACAGUGCUUGUAGAGAUAUUUGCUAUAAUAUCUUCAAGUAUUGGAAUAUUGGGAUGUAUAUUUACUCCCAAAUGCUACAUCAUAUUGGUGAGGCCGGAUUUAAAUUCAAAAAGUAAUUUACUAAGAAAACAAAUAUUGCAGACAUUCAGUUAA
Messenger RNA from Pseudophryne corroboree (corroboree frog), 1533 nucleotides. RefSeq names its product vomeronasal type-2 receptor 26-like. Lineage: Eukaryota; Metazoa; Chordata; Amphibia; Anura; Myobatrachidae. Bases 1 to 1533 code for a protein of 510 amino acids. Gene Ontology annotation, molecular function: G protein-coupled receptor activity. Gene Ontology annotation, cellular component: plasma membrane. The transcript is spliced from 6 exons. Gene Ontology annotation, biological process: G protein-coupled receptor signaling pathway. The record is from RefSeq and is a predicted model, not a curated record.